CAGACUGAGACUCACACACACAGAACCAGAGAAAAGAGAAAAGAGAGAUCAGAGAGGAAACAGAAGCACAGCGAGGAGUUCAGAGCAGCUGUUUGUUUGACUCGCUGAUCUUCAGGGUUCUUGGACUUUGGAGGAGUUUUGUUUGUCUUCACUCUGGAUGAACUCUUGCUUUGUUGCUGUUGAGAUUUAUCAGAAAGGAAAGAAAGACAAAUCAAGGAAAGUUUGCAUUUGCACACUUUGCAUUUGAUUGAAACCAGAUUUCCUUUUUGGACGUCUGUUGAUCCGAUGGCUGCCGUGCGUCAGAUGGUCAUGGAGGCGUCCGGCUUCCACGUCCUGCCGGCCCACCUGAUGGCGUCGGCCAUGGAGGAGUUCCCCCAGCAGCUGCCCGUCCCCAAGGGCCCGGCCAGGGGCAAGAGCCGCUCCCGCCGGCCCCGCGAGGCUCGCUUCAAGACGCAACCCGUCACCUUCGCCGAGAUCGCCGAGGUGGAGGAAGAGGGCUCCUCGCCGCUGGAGGAGGAGAGGGCUCGCCGCUCCUUCCUGCAGUCCCUGGAGAACCUGCGGCGGAGCACGCAGACCCUCCACUGCCUCCCCGCCGGCCACCACGGCGGCUCACAGACGCCCACGCAGGCCAGCCUGGACUCCAGCGACUCUGACUCCACCCAGUGAGAGUCGCCACUUCCGCCAACUGAACUGAACCAAACGGGCCUGUCUCCAGCCUGAGCUGUGUGAGCUGCUGCUGUCAUUUAAUCUACUAACAUAUCGAGGAUGCACAUGUGCCACGGGCUGGUUCUCCUGCUGUAUAGAUGUGAGGCGACGCUGUGUGAACACACUCUUCACUUGUAUUCCUUUUCUACUCUAGAUGUCUUUGAGGAAAACUUGAACGAUGAGCGAAAAGUUGGUUGAUAUUUUUCCAUUUUAAAGCUGUAUAGAUAUUUUUGUUUCAAUCCAGAUUUUUCUACUCGACCAGUCACCGUAUAGAAGUUAGAGCGUCGUGACUAUAACACUGUAAAUACUUUGACUGAAGCAUUGUAGCGACAAGAGGCGUCAGGAGGUCACGCUCUUGAAGGAAAUCUCUGCUCUCGCUUCGAUUCCUGAGCACAAAGAAAAAUGCCUUUCUAAAUGUUUCUCUUUAUUUAUUCUCUGAUUUUGUUCAUAACCAAGUGGAGUGUAGACGUGAUGUUUUUUUUCUGACUUCUAAAGUCACCUUGACUUUCAAAGAAAAUUAUAACCUUUAUACUUUAUAUUUGUUUUACUUUAUACAUAUGUUCAAAUGUUUGUUAUAUGUACUUUAAUAAAUAUUUUCAAGUA
Molecule: messenger RNA, 1308 nt
Organism: Centropristis striata (black sea bass)
Lineage: Eukaryota; Metazoa; Chordata; Actinopteri; Perciformes; Serranidae
Gene: c6h11orf96
Product: chromosome 6 C11orf96 homolog
Exons: 1
Coding region: 286-666 (126 amino acids)
Source: RefSeq, a predicted model, not a curated record